This is a messenger RNA of Phytophthora sojae, 1074 nucleotides long. RefSeq lists its product as hypothetical. Lineage: Eukaryota; Oomycota; Peronosporomycetes; Peronosporales; Peronosporaceae. Bases 1 to 1074 code for a protein of 357 amino acids. Gene Ontology annotation, molecular function: phosphatidylinositol binding. The transcript has a single exon. The record is from RefSeq and is a predicted model, not a curated record.
AUGAGGUUAAGUGACGCGAUGUGUUCCUCGAGCUCGCCCAUGCGCUCGACUGCCUCGACGUGCAGCUCGAUCGAGGAGGCCAUGAGGCAGUCCAUCUUCCCGGCCGACCCGUUCGGGCUGCCGACCGCUAAUAGCGUUAGAAGUCGCGAAACCCGCGCGUCCGCAGCAGCGGGGAGGUCUGGGAAGAUUCCGAGGCUUCUGUGGCGAUGCAGCUUGUCGGCGCGCAGUCUGCUGUCGCUGUCCCGCGAACGAAGCGGUGACGACUCAACGGAGACUCGGAGCAGUUUGAGGCGGCAUACACACGGGUCCCUCGUUUCAACGCCUUCCAGGUCAUCGACAACGGCGACGGAAACCCAACCCAGACGACAGCGCGCCUCAACUCGGGAACAAACUUCGACUCCGCGGUCAAGCACGAUGUUUCUGCGCGAGUGCAGCGAGGAUCUACAGCUCUUUCGUGAAGAAGCCGAGUACUCGGACUAUUUAUCGUCUCAUGUGACUGGACAGCACAUUGAGCGGCUGGAAGACGGCGUGGUGUUCUACGAGGUCCAAGUUCAUCUGAGCAAGCAGCAGUGGUGCGUGGUGCGCCGCUUCUCGGAGUUCCGAGCGCUCCGACAACAACUCGUCAAGCACUUUAGUCGGGGCAGACGCCGCCGUCAGCCGCGCUGUCCGAUCUGCGAGAAUGUGCUGGCCUCUAUCGUGGAAACCACGUUCCCUUCACGACGGGUGUGGGGCUCGCGCCUUUUCUCCAGCUCGUCUUCUGAUGAGUUUGAAGACGAAAUGAUCGAUGAGCGCAAGGCUCGCUUCCGAGAGUUCGUGGCCGUGUGUCUGCUCACUGUUAGAAGCCUCCGCCAGCACGUCCGCGUGUUGCCAGACAGCGACGCGUGUGAGAUCAGCGUUGCGCUGCGGAUGAUCGAGGAGUUCCUCGGUCUCAGCUUCACCAGAUAUCUCGGGUUCCUCGGAGAACGAGGAAUCGUCGACCAAAUGUCCGAGUCCGUGAGGCAAAGGCUGUCCCUGCGACGACGCCAAGAGGAUAGAGCUGUGUCGGACGUCAGUUCUACAAGUACAUGGCGGUGA